AUGUCCACAGAACUAAACAAGAAGUUGAAAUUAAUAAUCGUUGAUCCUAGGAACUUGAGGAAGACAGAAGUUCCUGUCAAUAAAUCAGUUAAACGGCCACCUUUCCGACAUGCAAAGACAGUUUCUCAACAGAAGGGUGAUUUACCGGUUGUGAUGCACACAUUUGAGGGAGGGAGGGUGGAGAAGAUAUCUCUUUCUUCGAAGUCCAUCAUCAACAAAAAGAAAGAUAGUGAUCAAAGUUUGUCAAGAAAUCUUGUGAUAAAGACAGAUCCCCAAUUUUGUUUAAACAAUCAUACCGGUCAAGGACGGUCUUAUAGGGCCGCCCUUAAAAAACCCGUGGCCUUUGUCCCAUCGCGUCCCAGCGACCACACUCUUGAGUAUGCCAAUCCGUGGCAAUCAUCAUUUGAUUUCGAUGGUAAAAAACCUUUGAGGCCACUUUUUCGUAUUAAGAGCGACAGACGUAGGCGUGGGAGCGUUCAUUCACAGCCUUCUGAGCUUCCUCUUAAUACUAUUGAUCCGCAUUUUCAUUUCAGCCGAAAUUCAUUGGGUAAAGUCAAGUCAAAAGGGAGAAAUAAUUCUUCCUCAGAAUAUUGCUCAACAUCAAUUCUUAAAGUUAGUCAGAAUAGUCGGCGCAAGGCCUGA
This is a messenger RNA of Lachancea fermentati, 642 nucleotides long. Lineage: Eukaryota; Fungi; Ascomycota; Saccharomycetes; Saccharomycetales; Saccharomycetaceae. The record is from the annotation of a GenBank genome assembly.